Caenorhabditis bovis is the source of this 879-nucleotide messenger RNA. Lineage: Eukaryota; Metazoa; Nematoda; Chromadorea; Rhabditida; Rhabditidae. The record is from the annotation of a GenBank genome assembly.
AUGUCAUCGCGUUCGUUCCAAUUCAAAACCGUUGAUGUCCAAUUUUGGAAAUCGGCGGCCGAUUCGAAUGCCGGCGGCGGGGAUCAGAAAUCGACGACGUCGGCUUCUGGAACAGCUUCUAAAGUCUCUUGGAAACACCAGAAUGGAAAUAUUCGCGCUGAAGAUUCGAUGAUGAGCGGCCAUUAUUCAGUUGCUCAGGCUCGUGGCAGAGAGCACGUCAGCGGGGUGAAGCAGCAAGUUGAGAGGACAUUCUAUACUGUUCUCACACAGCCACAAAAACUAGUCGAAUAUGAUGAAGAAGCUUAUACGCCAAGUCGAAGCGUUUCACAAGAUGUUGAAAUGCGCACCAAGAGCAAUAGCAAUGUGAUGGUGCGGAAUGUGAAGACGCGGGUCUCGACGCGAUCGGAAGGCCAGGCGAGCGGUGUGGUCUCGCAACGCGGCAAAGUGACAAGCUCGACGGCGAAUUUGACGCUACCGUACGUCAAACACCAUACGAUUCGAGCAUCCGACAGUGUGCCGAUCAUCCGAUUGCCGAGGCCGCCGUCGAAAAUCGAAACGCAGCAUGUGAUACAUGGAUCGAUCGGUUCGAAACUCAACGACGUGUCCGGUUCGAGUGUGGUCCGCGAUUCUUCGACGGGUCGCGAGAUGAGCACGAAUCGGAGUGGAAGUCAACCGCCUGGAAAAGUGACAUACACGUACAAAGUUGGAGCCACUGAGCGACGAAUCGAAUAUCGAUUUCAUUCCGAAACGUUGCUCUACGAUUUCGAGGAAACGAGGACACGCGAGCAACUCGAAACCUGGACGAGCCAUCAGCCAUCGAUUCUGAGAAAUGUGGAGACGAUUCGAAAAUGCAUCCAAGAUCCAUAUGAGCGUGAGUAG